GCGCAUGCGCACACCGGCGUUCAGCCUCUCCACUGAGUAGCUUCUUCAUCGUUACAUGCUAGCUUAGCGCUCAGGCUUCUCUGACUCCCGUGAACAGUUAUCGUGUUACAGCUAAACGGAGCGGAGUUAACGUGACCGCGGUGUGAAAGAAUAUGCCCAAAAAUAAAGGUAAAGGAGGAAAAAAUCGGCGGCGUGGAAAGAACGAGAAUGAGUCUGAGAAGAGAGAGCUGGUGUUCAAAGAGGAUGGACAGGAAUACGCUCAGGUGAUUAAAAUGUUGGGGAACGGCCGCCUGGAGGCCAUGUGUUUCGAUGGAACCAAGCGGCUUUGCCACAUCCGAGGAAAACUCCGGAAAAAGGUUUGGAUCAACACGUCGGACAUCAUCCUGGUGGGUCUGAGGGAUUACCAGGACAACAAAGCUGACGUCAUCCUUAAGUACAACGCAGACGAGGCUCGGAGUCUGAAGGCUUACGGCGAGCUUCCGGAGCACGCUAAAAUCAACGAGACGGACACCUUCGGGCCCGGAGACGACGACGAGAUCCAGUUUGAUGACAUCGGAGACGAUGAUGAAGAUAUUGAUGAUAUCUAAUGAGCCGCGACCGAAUGGGAGAAGCUGGAUUUUCACACAGAAGCUCCAGCUGGACUUUUUGAGCCGACUGCACCGAUAUACCUUUUUUAUUAAAGGCCCGCCUGUUCCAGUCCAGUUUGUUUUCCAGUCCGUCCCACCUGUAGGCGGCUCUGGAGAACCGGAUAAUGUUGGUUUUCCUUCUGAUCAGCUGAUCGUCACAGUAAAACAUCUGAAACGUCACUAAUCCCGUUUUCAUCUCUUUAACUGUGUUUUGUUGUUUUGUUUUGUAGAAUCACAUCAAACAUCCUAUCAAAUGUAUUUAUAAUAAUUCCAGUCUGGAAUUUAGAAACACGAAGGAAUCUCCGGAUUCACCAAUAAAGUUUUCCUCUGAA
This is a messenger RNA of Nothobranchius furzeri (turquoise killifish), 958 nucleotides long. It is a transcript of the gene eif1axb, whose product is annotated as eukaryotic translation initiation factor 1A X-linked b. NCBI's taxonomy places the organism in Eukaryota, Metazoa, Chordata, Actinopteri, Cyprinodontiformes, Nothobranchiidae. Gene Ontology annotation, biological process: translational initiation. The record is from RefSeq and is a predicted model, not a curated record. Gene Ontology annotation, cellular component: cytoplasm. Gene Ontology annotation, molecular function: RNA binding; translation initiation factor activity.